Molecule: messenger RNA, 600 nt
Organism: Naegleria gruberi
Lineage: Eukaryota; Heterolobosea; Eutetramitea; Acrasida; Naegleriidae
Exons: 1
Coding region: 1-600 (199 amino acids)
Source: RefSeq, a predicted model, not a curated record
AUGCACUUUUUAAUGAGAGCAAUUUCAUUAAGAAUUUCAUCAAAAAAAACAACCAAUCAAAUGACCAAAAGUAAGGACACAGAUCAAGACUCCUCCUCAUUCAAUAAUAAGAGAAAGAGAGGUGAGAAUCAAUAUGAUGGUAUUGAAAAGAGUCAAACUAAACAAGUAAAGAGGAGUCCAGAACUGAGAGAGGCUCAUGUGUACUUUAAUUCUGGAACUGGUAAUGUUCCUCAUUAUUCUAAUGAUUCAUCCUCUGUGCAAUCUUCCUCAUUCUCCAAUAGUAGUAACACAUCCUCAACUUCCUCUAAUGAAAUGAGUUCUUCAUCUCUGUGGAAUGGACAAGCACAUCAACAACCAAGUAUAAUUUUCAAUAUUAAUUGUAGAGUCAAUAAUUCAUAUUAUCAAACUGGUACAUUCAAUUAUUCCAAUCCAUUUUCACAACCAUUAUCUCAAUCAAUGAAUAAUGUUUCAUUCAAUUCCGCUAAUAAUACAUCUACUAGGUCUUCAUCUAGAUUGGGUAAAACACAAAUGAAUCAAGACGACGAUUCAGAUGACGAAUUGGAUAAUGAUUCAAUUCUAACAGAUUUAACUGAUUAUUAA